AUGGCGCUUUUUGGCAACGUCGGCGCCACCACGGCCGCUGCUCAGACGAGCACCACGGGUGACAUAUCGAAGGAUGUCGCCCUUAACUCGCCCCCCGAGGACAGCAUUUCAGACCUUGCCUUUUCUCCUGUCAGCAAUCAUCUGGCUGUGGCCUCUUGGGACAAAAAGGUCCGCAUCUACGAAAUCAACGACCAAGGACAGAGUGAAGGCAAAGCUCUCUUUGAACACGAAGCUCCGGUGCUGAACUGCUGCUGGUCUCCGGAUGGAACCAAAGUCAUCGGUGUUGGAGCGGACAAAGCGGCUCGAAUGCUUGAUUUGGGUGCGAACGCGACUACUCCUGUCCAGGUCGCUGCUCACGAUGCCCCGAUCCGAUGUGUUGAAAUGAUUUCCAAUCCCAGCAACCCAUCACAGCCUCUCAUCAUCACGGGUUCGUGGGAUAAAAAGGUCAAAUACUGGGACCUUCGACAACAAACGCCAAUCGGUCAGAUAGAGUGCCAGGAGCGUGUGUACACCAUGGAUGUCAAAAAUAAACUUCUGGUCAUCGGUACUGCCGACCGUUAUAUCAACAUCGUCAAUCUAGAUAACCCAACUACCUUCUACAAAACAAUGCAGUCACCUUUGAAAUUCCAGACUAGGGUUGUCAGCUGCUUUGCGGACGCCACUGGCUUUGCCGUCGGAAGUAUCGAAGGUCGAUGUGCAAUCCAGUAUGUCGAGGAGAAAGACUCAACUUCCAACUUCAGCUUCAAGUGCCAUCGCGAAACGCCACCUAACAACAGAGACGUGAGCAACAUCUACGCGGUAAACGCCAUAUCCUUUCACCCUAUCCAUGGCACGUUCAGCACUGCCGGUAGUGAUGGUACAUUCCAUUUCUGGGAUAAAGAUGCCAAGCACAGGCUGAAAGGUUAUCCAUCCGUUGGAGGAACUAUCUCGAGCACCACCUUUAACCGAGAUGGUAACAUUUUUGCAUAUGCUGUCAGUUAUGACUGGAGCAAGGGAUACACUGGAAACACGGCACAGACAGCAAACAAGGUGAUGCUUCACCCUGUUGCCCCUGAAGAGGUGAAGCCUCGACCAAACGCAAGGAAGCCAAGGUAA
Molecule: messenger RNA, 1095 nt
Organism: Talaromyces proteolyticus
Lineage: Eukaryota; Fungi; Ascomycota; Eurotiomycetes; Eurotiales; Trichocomaceae
Product: putative nuclear pore complex protein
Exons: 2
Coding region: 1-1095 (364 amino acids)
Biological process (GO): RNA export from nucleus; transcription-dependent tethering of RNA polymerase II gene DNA at nuclear periphery
Cellular component (GO): nuclear pore
Molecular function (GO): RNA binding; ubiquitin binding
Source: RefSeq, a predicted model, not a curated record